AUGGUGGUACGUGUGAUGGGCGCUUUGAGCCUCUUUCUGGGCAGCUACCUCGUGUCUCUGCGAGGCAACAUCCAAAAUCAGGACCUGCAGGACAUGUUCUACCCAACUGUCGCAAUCCUAUACAAGACUCUCUUCAGCCAGUUCGUAAAUCUCACUUGGACAUACUUCCCCGGUCGACGCGACUGCACGGCUCUAUGGCUGACGUCUGCCACGACCACCGUUGCAGUUUCCUCAGAAGGCUUCUACUAUGCUGGACUGGUGUUGAUGCUGGCCUUUGGUCAGGGCACGAACUACCAAGUAGUACGGCGUGGUGCAGUGUCUGUUGCGACGCAUGCUGGAUUCGCCAUCCUUGGUCGUUUCAAUGUGAUUGGCACUCUGAUUCUUCUUGUGAGGCGAAAUGUGGCGCGUCAAUUUGGCUGGCAGCCUCCCGAGAUUCGCGAAGUUGAGAGUCUCAGGGACUUGGUCCUCCGCACUUCCUCCGUGUCAGCAAUUUUGUCUUGGGCGAUCAUGUUUUUUGCAUGUCUCCUCUACAUGCUCGCAAACUUAGCCGCUCACUCCGUGUAUGGCUGCGAGCGGGCUUCACCGACGUGUCGGUAUCUUUACCGGCCGGCCACCUACGUUGUGUGUAGUGUGGCAGGGUUCGGUAUGAUCUUGACGGAGUUCAUCGUGGCAUGGGGCAUGCGCUGGAUGCGUCAGCAGAGGGGGAGCAUGGAAGGGGGCUGCACCCUUGCAGCAGUGUGGAAGGCCUUGAACCAGUUGUCACUGCCCGGCAUGCACUGCCAGCCUUACGCCACUGCAAAGGCCAGGGCACAGAUCCCUGAGACGGUCAACACAGGGCUGUCUGGUGUAGAGGGUUUCCUCUGCCUGACACCCCGUGAAUGUGCAGCACUCCUCGCGACGAACUUUGCCCUCGCGCUGAUUAUGGCGACCGUAGGGUCCUUCCUCAUUCUCGGAAUGAAAGAGGAGCUGGAGGGUUUGCUGGUGUAG
Molecule: messenger RNA, 987 nt
Organism: Symbiodinium natans
Lineage: Eukaryota; Dinophyceae; Suessiales; Symbiodiniaceae
Source: the annotation of a GenBank genome assembly